AUGGCCCGUCCGAACGAGCCCCCGACGACAACCAACAUUCCUCCCUUUGCUAAGCCUCUCGCUCCUUACAUCAAAACCCGCCAGGAAACCCUGCGUAUCCGACAAAUUCUGACAGCCUACCUCCAAUCCCUAAUCACCUACGAUGACAACGAUCCCGAGCACCAGACUCGCCUCGCCCAAUCGCACUUUUCACUCUGCGUGCCCGAUAAUGCGGUAAAGGGGGUGAAGCGCAUUCCCACGGAGGUUACGGGGCUCAGGAGGGAAUAUCUACAAGCUUUACAAGCGAAUGUCGCUUCAAGGAAACAGCACCAGCUUGUUUCCGAGAAAUUGGCGGCUGCUGCGCGGGUUGAGCCGGGGGCUACCCCUUCACACGAUAGCUCGCUGGAGUUGUCGUCGUAUUUGAAGCUUGUUCAGGACCGGCGUCGGCAUGCGAAGCUGCAGGUUUUCGGGCAUUAUCUGCAGGAAUUGCGGGGGCGAGAUACCGCUACUGUGGAGGAUUUCGAGAAACGGGAUCGGAACCAGCUCGCCCUCCACGAGAAUCUUGUGCAGGAAGACCACAACGGCAGUGGCGCGAGAGAUACUGAUAUCGAAAGGCUAGUUCAAAAGCUGGAACGGGCGGUUAUUUGUGCGAAAUCACAGCUUGACAGGGAAAAGAAGCUAUACGAAGACCUGAAGGCGCGGAACGAAUCGAUUGGUUUCAGCAAGGAUGCCGCUGACCCCUCAGCCAAAGUUGCCGCGCUUCAGCGGACGCGUGAUGAACUGGUACACUGGGUAGAAGCGAAGUUGGUAGGCAGUGGAAACAACGGAGAAGCCCCCGUGGCGGAGCUGCCCGCCGAAGAAAUCGAAGAGUCCGCUCGGAUCCUCGAGGAACAGCGGGUCCGGAUUCGGGAACAGUAUGCGGCAUACACGGAUACCCGCAAGCGCUUGCUCGAGGCCGCAGCUCGAGCUUGCCAGCCUGUCUUAACGGCGUCCACGAAACCUCCAUCCCAGCCUCCAGACCUCCGAGGCAUGUCCGUCGAAGAAUCCCUCCCAAUAGAACCGCUUGAGGUCUUGUCAUUUGCAAGCAGUAUUCUCCACCCGCUAUCCAAGAACCAACGGUCUCUGGCGCUGCAGAAGUUCUACCUAUCUGGCCUACUCGCUAAGGAAAAGGCCACGACGCUUCGCAUCCUCAACCGUCUGAGCGACGAGAGCCAUCUCCUCCCCGAGUACCCGAUCCUCGCUCGCCAGCCUCGAUUUAACCAUGCCACUGCAGCACUUGGUUCCCGGCAAGCCGCAAGCCAACCAGAUCCGGCCAAACAGGACGAAAUCAUCAAUAUGGCCGAGGCAUGGGCGUUUGCAUCCGCAGCGGCUGGGUCAAAUGUGAAAGAAUACGUGGAGCAAAAGGUGGGCGAUGGGAGCGAGCGGGCUCAAGUCGCACAGCAGGAGCUGCAGAGAGUGUAUGAUUUGCUGAAUCAAAGCCUCGAGGAGGCCCUUGAGGAUGACCAGGCGGGCCAGGCGAGCAGUGAUAUCUGGGCUUCGGAAGCUCAGUCUACGAGGUCUGGCACAAGGCUGGCGCGGUCGAAUCAGCGCUCAAAGGGGCCUUGGUCUCGAUUAAAUGGUAAAGUUUGUGUGGAUGACUAG
This is a messenger RNA of Aspergillus calidoustus, 1620 nucleotides long. Lineage: Eukaryota; Fungi; Ascomycota; Eurotiomycetes; Eurotiales; Aspergillaceae. The record is from the annotation of a GenBank genome assembly.